Haplochromis burtoni (Burton's mouthbrooder) is the source of this 4134-nucleotide messenger RNA. RefSeq lists its product as uncharacterized. The coding region runs from base 1283 to 3202 and encodes 639 amino acids. The transcript has 11 exons. The record is from RefSeq and is a predicted model, not a curated record. NCBI's taxonomy places the organism in Eukaryota, Metazoa, Chordata, Actinopteri, Cichliformes, Cichlidae.
UCAGUAUAAACAGGUGGUGCCAGUACUACAUCAAUGGCAACAUUUUCAUUCAGUUUGAAUCUGUUUUGAUGUUUUUAUUUUAAAUUCUUAAAUUGGCCACAAGAUUUUGUUCCCUGUGAAGUGAACCUAAACAUCCUCUUGUGAUCUGACUGGGCUUAUAUAAUGUUAAACGCAUGUAUAUUAUUAUUAUACAUAUUUAAAUAUUGUAAAAAUGCAAUUUCAACAGCACAUUUCAGUUUUUCUACAUGACAAGUGUGUAAAAGUACAGAAAAAUCUCUUGUAGCUCACUGCCCAGAUCUCCUGUAUGUAUGAAACCUUAUAUCUUUAUUUGACUGAUGAAAACGUUCAUUUUUUUACUGGAAUUUCUGUUGUACACAGUAAAAGGUUUUUUCUGUCAUUUAACUGUUUAUCUAAUACCUAACUACUUUGGUGUAGUACAAAUGGCUCUUGAGGAGCAGGAAAAGUUGUACACCUAUAAGAAGUCCAUAAAUGCAUGCCAUGCACAUUUUCCAAAACCAUCCAGCAGACCAGAUUGGAGUCUCUGUCGGGUCAGUUCUGGCCCCCAGGACUUAUGUUUGACACCCCUGAUGUAAACGAUGCUGUGGAAAACUGUAGCUGCAGAAAAAAACAGGUUGUCUCUUUUUAAAACCCUUGUUCUGAUGAUACACUGAGUUGGACUCAUAUACAGCUGUGCUUCUGAUCCCUGUUUAAAAUGCUGCUGAUUGGUUCAUUACUCAUGGUGAUAGUAACUUAAGUUUUAUACACUAUGUGUGCUUAUUACGUUAUAAUAUAUCCCUCCACAUUUCUUUUUUCUUUUGUAAAUUCAGCAAUAUAUUAAAUGUAUAAAAGGUAUCUCUGUUUGUGUAAGAGCCCUUAGUGUUGAAAUUAAAUAUUACUCUUGAGAAAUGUAAGUGUCAUCAUCUUCAAUCUGGCUGAUAGACUUUGAGGUAAGCUUAUGUGCCUUUGAAUGUAAUGAUCAGUGAAAUGAAUAAAAAUGUCUAAUAAGGCAAGUGAAAAUGUAGAAAAAUAAAAUGUUUAAACAUUAAAUUGUAGAAACAUGCAGUGGAAAGGUUUGGUCUGAAGAUUUUGAGUGUGUGGUCAUUCAUGCAAACAUCAGUGACUAAAAAUUUACAUAUUCUUGGAUACUGAAACAAAUGCAGGAGUAAAGUAUGAGACUGGUAGUGAUUAGAAGAAAACUACAGAGACAGUAAGUCAGUCUACCUGCCAAUUACUGCGUUUUAUUAAUGCCACAAUACAUUUGACUUGGAUACUUUCUUAAGCCAUGAGUGGGACUCAUAGUUGGAGCUUCAUUGGCAUUUCCAUCAUGUUAACAUUAACAUCUGGAACACUGGCAGGUCAACUUCUUUACAACCUGGCACUGAAAAAAACAGCUGUCCAAUCUUCAACCAGUGGCACUGUGGGUAUUGCUGGUAAGGCAGUUGAUGGAAACAGAGAUGCAAGCUAUCAAAGAGGGUCUUGCACACUUACCAGUGAACAAUCUGAUCCCUGGUGGAGAGUAGACCUGGUAAAUGUGUAUACAAUUGGGACUGUAAUGAUAACUAAUAGAGAUGAAUUGGGAAACAGGCUGGAUGGUGCUGAAAUCUGGAUCGGAAAUUCAACAAAAAUCAGUGACCCUGAAAGUAACAGGUGUGCUGUCAUCUCUCUCAUUCCCAGCGGACAAGCGUUUUAUUUUCCAUGUAACUCUGUGAAGGGACGCUACGUCACUGUGUUUUUACCAGGAAGUGCAAAGGUCCUAAGUCUCUGUGAGGUUGAAGUGUACUACGGAUACCCAUUACCCAAUGUGGCACUCAAAGGAGAAGCUACCCAGUCAUCUACACUCUCUGUUGCCACUGCGUCCAAAGCCAUCGAUGGCAGACGGAACUCGUUCUAUAGCAAUGGGUUCUGUAGCCACACGGCUGAAGACGAGACCAACCCCUGGUGGAGGGUGGACCUGCAGCGAAGCUUUACAAUCACUGCUGUAAAAGUCACCAACAGAGGAGACUGCUGUGCUGAAAGACUGGAUGGAGCUGAGAUCAGAAUAGGAAACUCACUGGAGAACAAUGGAAACAAUAAUCCCAGGUGUGCUUCCAUCUCACAUAUCAAAGCGGGUAAAACCUACACAUACCGGUGUGAUGGAGGCAGCAUGGAGGGUCGCUUUGUGAAUGUGUUUCUUCCUGGACAGAAGAAGACUCUCACCCUGUGUGAAGUGGAGGUGUAUGCUGCCCCAGCAGUUGAACCGCUUCCAAACGUGGCCUUAAACAAACAAACAGUACAGUCAUCAACUUGGUAUGGGCUAGUGUUUGGGCCCUCAAAGGGUGCUGAUGGGUGCAAAAAUGGAAACUUGAACUCAGGAUGCUGUACACACAAUGAUCAAGAUCUGGGUCCCUGGUGGAGAGUAGACUUGUUGGCUGUCUAUAAAGUCAGUGCUGUCACCAUCAUCAACAGACAGGAUGCUUUUAUUCCAAGGAUUCUUGGGGCACAGAUCCUGAUCGGGAACUCGCUGGAUCAAAAUGGUAACAUGAACCCCAGUUGUGGCAUGAUCACAUCAUUAGAUGGUACACCAACAUACACAUUCCAGUGUAAUGAAAUGGAAGGUCGCUACAUCAUUGUGAUCAUACCAGGAAAAAAGACUUACACAACCCUGUGUGAAGUGGAGGUGUUUGCUUCUCUAUCUGUUCCAGAAGCUGUCACUCCUUUACCAACUCCUCCGCCUCCUCCCACCCCUCCUCCACCUGUGAGCCUGCAGCUUGGUGGCAGGAACGUGACGGUUGUGGGAGAGAGGCUCUGCUGGUCUGAUGCUCUGAUGUACUGUAGACGUUAUUACUGGGACCUGCUCAGCCUUCACAACCAACAGGAGCAAAGCGAGUUGGAGCAGCUGCUGAGCCUCGUUCCUUUCUCCCUCACAGACCACGUCUGGCUGGGACUGCGCAGAUCCCUCAGAGGAGACGAGUGGUUCUGGAUGUCUGGACAGUCCAUGAAUUUCUUGAAUUGGCCACAGGAUUUUGUUCCAGACUGUUACUCCAGCACCUGUGGAGGCGUGGCCAGCACAGAACACCUCCUGUGGCAGGACCAGCCCUGUGAGGAGAGCCUCAACUUCAUCUGCCAAUCAGGUGCUGACGAUGGCGUUCAGAGAGUUUAUUUCUCCAGCUUCCAAGGAUCCAACAAGUCCAUAGAAAAAUCGAUGACACUGUAUAAACUGUGAUGCAUGAUUUUUUUUGUUAGAAAUAGUUUUCAUUUGAAUUUGUUUUACACUCCUUUAAACCAUUCUUAGAAAAGUCCAGUAAUCACAUAAAACACAAGUUACAGUCAUGAAUAAAUGAUUUGUCUUUAAAAUCUUUCCUGUCUAGUUUGUAGUAAUGCUCAUAGCAAUCAUAGCAAUUGUAUUUCUACAAAACACGUGAGGUUGUUCCUCUGCAUUAUAUAAAGCAAUAAAUGACUAUAAUAAUGUCUCUAAAGUUAUGGCAAAGACUGUAAUGAUGAAAUGUGGUAAUAAAGUUUGGAUUAAAACAUCCAUCCAUCCAUCUUCAUCCGCUUUAUCCGGGGCCGGGUCGCGGAGGAGGCAGCCUAAGCAGAGAAGCCCAGACCUCCCUCUCCCCAGCCACACCACAAUGUUGCGUGCGUGCAUUUACUGGGCAUUGUCUUAAUUUAACUGUAACUCAUAACCCUUUAGGUGCUCAGGAAAGUGUGCAAAGAGUUUACUUCGACAGCACCGCGAUUGCCACACGUUCACAGUAAAGGUGAAUAUCGUCAUGUAUGCUGAAAUGUAUAUUUUUAAGAUAGAUUUAAUUAGAAACUUUAUUUCUUAAUCUAUCCUUUGCUGAGGCUCCAUAAGAAAUGUGUGCACGAAAGGGAAUUUGACUUUAAAAACAUGACUAAAGCUGUUAAUGCAGUACUUCUGUUAGAACCCCUGAAUGUGAGCUGACAGACAUGAACUCUGGUACAUCUUGAUUGUCUGAUUUAAAGUGCAGAGGCAGACUUACAGGAAUUGUCUCAUUGUGUAAGGAUUUAUGGACACAAAUGUGUUGGAAGCUAAACUUUGUUCUGUAUUAUGUCAAGACCAAAGCAAUGAAAUGCAGAUCACGCUUCAACAAUUCAGAACUGAUGUACAAAUUCAUCAAAGCAAUAAAAUUCUCA